AUGCUCUCUAAUAAGCGAAAAUUGGGUGACAUUGGCCUCGAGAGGCGUGUUCGGGCUCGCAAAUUUGACGAUUCCGAUGUCGAGUAUGAAACCAAGUUUUCCUUUGGCGACCUUCUCAAAGCUCAAAAGGCCCUCAACAAAGAAUCCUCAAAAGAAGCUCGAAGAAGCGUCCGAGGACCCGCGCGGCAAGGACAGCCGCCCCAAAGCCCCCAAACCAACCCGCGAUUCAUCAGCGUCCAAACGAUCCAGCAAGCACGCGCCGACCGAGAUGUCGAGCAAACGGCCAGUCCGCCGCGGAAACGGAUCGGCGUUCGAGGACUCGUCUUCCAAGAUCAAGCGGGGCGACCCGCGCUUCGACCCGUUGGUGGGCCAGUUCGACGAGGCGCAGUUCCGCAGGAACUAUGCCUUUUGGACGAAUACCGCGACAAGGAGAUCAAGGCCCUCAAGGCCGAGAUCAAGAAGACGAGAGACGAUGCCAAGAAGGAGGACCUGAAGAGGCAGGUCAAGUCGAUGGAAGGCAAGCGCGAUUCUCAGAAGCGCAAGGACGAGGAGAGGAGGGUGCUCGAUGAGCACAAGCGCAAGGAGAAGGAACUUGUCAAGCAGGGCAAGCAACCCUUUUACCUCAAGAAGUCGGAGCAGAAGAAGCAGCUGCUCACGCAAAGGUUUGAGAGCAUGAGCAAGGGCCAGGCGGAGAAGACCAUCGUACGCAGGAGGAAGAAGAUAGCCUCUAAGGAUCGGAGGGAGCUGGCCCACAUGGAGCGGGCCGCGGAUGCGAGAGCACGGGGUCGGUGA
Parascedosporium putredinis is the source of this 792-nucleotide messenger RNA. NCBI's taxonomy places the organism in Eukaryota, Fungi, Ascomycota, Sordariomycetes, Microascales, Microascaceae. The record is from the annotation of a GenBank genome assembly.